AUGGCAAAUCAUACGCUGCUGGAGCGAGCAGCGACGAGCGGAUUGAUGGAGUUCCCGCAUGAGGCUCAAGGGGAUUUCAAAAGUCACAAUUUGGUGGAAGCGGCUCCGCGCAUCGACUCCUUCACUGAGAAGGCGAAAGGACGAGCCACAUUAUUCCUGGGUGCUGCUAUUUCCACGUUCAAGCCAGCGCAAUUACCCAUGUGGAAUGACUUUGUGGAACUGUUAUGGACGUCAGCGAUGAAGGUCGCUGUGACAGAUAUUCAGCCUGAUACAGUGUCCGAGGGGAUCUUGGGCUAUUUCGACCAACUCAAAAGAACCGUACCUAACUAUAUGGUUACCGAAGUUAUCUCGAGACGCCUUGGUCAGCAGUAUUUGCAAGUGUUGGAUGCAUUUCAGGCUGAGAAGCAAGACAAUGGAAUGUUUGCAUAUAACAAGAUACAUACGUGGGCUGCUGAACUUCUUUCCACUGGCCAAGUUGCGGCCGUCAUGACCACGAACUUUGACAACUACCUGGAGAAGGCUAUCGAAAGCAAGACAUCGCUCUUUUACCAGGUCAUUGGGGAUCCUCACGUGGACGGUAGGGAGAUUUCAGACCGGUUACCACUGACAACCUUGGACAAAAAACUGGUUCUGAUUGUGAACGGGGCAAAAGCCUUUGCCUUUAUACGAUCUCUCAUGCCGCAGCUGGGGAGUGGCAAAAUAACCUUCCUCUUCAAGAUCCACGGUUCGUGCUAUGAUCCAGUCAGCUGCAUCGACACCCGAUUACAGCGUGCCCAGGGCCUACCUUCUUUUGCGACCGAUGUGCUCGAUAUUCUUCUCAAACGAACGGUAUGGCUGGUUGCCGGCUUCAGCGGAAGUGAUAUGAAUGACAACCUCGAUUAUCUUCGCUUCCUAUCAAACAAGAGGCAAGCCUCAAUUGUGUGGCUCAUAUUCCCCAAGAGCUCGUGUGAGUCGUCAAUUGAAGGCCUCACCCUGAGCAUGGACCUUGCAGAGGAUUCGCCUGUUGGAUUUUGCCUUCUUAGUGGAUAUUUUCUUGGAGAAAGACAUUCUGGCGAAAGCAAGUUCCCUCGCUUCGAGCAGAAGAUCAAAUCAUGGGCCGAAGACCUGGGACCUCACUGGUGUAAACUGCUCCUGAUCGACUUGGUUACUCUUUUUGAGGAGAGAAGUGGAGAAAGAGCUAACCCGAGAUUUUUGCAAACACUCAACGGAGGAACGUCGCCGAGACAGGACUGGAACCGAAUUCUGCAAAAUAUGAACCUCCAGACAGAAGGACAUCAGGCAAGUCAUCCUACGUUAAGCCACAUCCUCAGAAACGGAGGCCCAUCCAUCCUUGAAGCGAAGCAGGGAUUUUGUCAGAGGCUGAACGAAGGUCUCAAGGAGCUGCAGUUGCACCAUGUGGAACUAGAAGAGGCGGCUUUGCUUCAAGUGCCUCCUCGCCAUCACGCUCAGACAUGGGUGGUGAGUGCCCUAAGCGGGUUGGCGAUGCUCUGUGGAGGUAAGAUGGAAGAAGCUGCCAGAGCGCUGCGCAUAUCGAGCGGGAUCGCUUGGGUCGUCGGGAACUACGAGAGUCGCCAUCUGAUUGAGGACCUCCUGGCCUCUAUUCUCCACGAGCGUCAAGCGUCAAGCGGAUCCAGAUCAACGAAGGCCAGCGCCAUGCAACGGAGUGCAAAGUGCGUGGCGUUCAGCCCUUCGAUGGACAAUGUCAAUUCCAAAAUGAACCGGUUUGGUGUCCCUCCCGAGAAUUAUAUGAGAGCCCUCCUGCACCGAUCUAUUUUGUUUGCAGAUGGCAUGGUUGUCCCUCCGAAUACAAUCACCAACUCCACGGUCUUUGUGGAUGAGAUAUUGUUUCAAGGCGAGCGCGAUCAGUUGGAUGAAGUCUACAUCCGCCAUGUGUUCCCAAUGUUAUCUGCCAAACUGAAAGACGGCCCUCGCAAAUUACAACGAUGUCGUGAGACGAGGGCCAAGCUAUACAUUUUUGAAUCGGUCAGCGACGAUCACAUUGCGCAGAUGGACGACUAUUUCGAUGAUCCGGCGAAUACCCAUCAGAUCCUCUAUUACGACGAACCGACCCUGAGCCGAGAUUACGGCAGGUAUUUGAGGACCGAGGUCGACCCUCUCCAUCGAGACCAAACCAUUGAACACCUUGUACAACUUUGGAACCACAUUGAAGCAGGAGGUCAUUGGGAUGUUGAUGACGACUAUGUUGAACGUUCCUCAAUUGCAAAACAGGCUGCUCAAGACCUUUCUGAAGCCCUUCAUCUGCUAUCAAAGCAUCUUCCGGAGGCGGUCUUUCGAUCGCCGCUGUACAAGUUCGCAGAUUUGUUUGACGAGGCAAGCGACAGAGACAGUGUGAUCCAAUUUUUGAUCAAGGACACCAGCGAAGACGCCAAGAGGCAGCUGUUGAAGGCGCGGGAUCGAAUCACCGAGAAACCGUGGCUCUAUGGUCCCUUCUGCCACGAGAUAUUUGAUGCCCCAUAUCGCGCCACUAUCACCUUCGAUUACGCUUUCCAUGCUGAUAAUGAAACGCUCAUCUUUCUCGAGGAGGACGAGGUGCCUUCGUGGCAGUUCAUGGCCUCAGUCGCCCACGCAGGAGACUCCCGAAAGAGCUUCUCCACCUCGGCCAUCUCUUCUGGCAGCCACAAAUACUCUUCCCUCCUCCUGAGCCAGAUGCCGACGGCAGCAUUGGUGGACAUGAGGGACGACCUGGCUCCUGUUCGAGAGAAGAUUUUUAAUGGCGAGGAACUUCGGGCUGAUGACGUGCAGAGGAUGAAGCUUGCUAUGAGGUCGUUUGAAACCCGGUCGUUGGUCCUGCCUGAGGUUGAAAUCGAGGAUGUUAUUCAUCUGGAUGGUCGUAUCAAGGAGCUGGCCCAAAAGCUGCUUUCACAAUGUCUCUUCCUAGUGAGGAAGGGCCUCCCACUCGAGCCCAUGUAUGAAGAGGCUCAAGUCACUCUUCCGGGUCUGUUAGCAUUGCGGCGGGAAGCUGAUUGA
This is a messenger RNA of Fonsecaea monophora, 2988 nucleotides long. RefSeq lists its product as hypothetical. Lineage: Eukaryota; Fungi; Ascomycota; Eurotiomycetes; Chaetothyriales; Herpotrichiellaceae. The record is from RefSeq and is a predicted model, not a curated record. The coding region runs from base 1 to 2988 and encodes 995 amino acids. The transcript is spliced from 3 exons.